UUGUUGUGUUACUGUUUUGGAGAGGUUUCUUGGUUCCUGUUGAAGUUUUCAAGGAUAUCUUUCUCUUUAAGACAAUUCAAGUUUAUCAAAAAUACCAGAGACCUUUCACUUGAGGAUAUAAAAGGUGUCAUGAGUGAUAAACACGCUGGAAACUGCUAUGGGAUGCUGAAAAGUACGCCAUUUUACGUCCAAGUGUAAAAGUUUUGGUGCUACAAUACGGAUGACACUGGAGUGGAUCUUGCAAACUAACUCAGAAAUGGCAGAGGAUGGGCAAGAGAGCAGUGCUUCGUGGUGUUUUAAGACUGUAGGAAAGCUGUGAUAUGCCUUCAAGUGUUUCUUUAGUACAGCUGUUUAGUAGAAAGUUUCUGGCUGCUGCUUGACCUGAGUUGCAUUUGUACUUGUGUGUCAACUUUUUCUAAGUCUUUACCCUUAACAAUAAGUACCGAAACUUGCGUCCAACAAAUAACACCCCAGGAAAGCAUCAUGGACAGCACAGACAGGGCUUUGAGAGAAAAGAUGAGGAAGAGAAGAACUGCAAUGGAGGCCACGAUGAUGUCAGAUACAGGCUCAUACAGAUCUGACAAUGAGGACACUCUGCAUAGAACGGUAACUCCAGCACAUGCAGACACGUCUCUGAGACCAGUGACUGGGACAGAGAUAGAGACCCUGAGUCCUGGAGGAGACACUAUGGUUGAGUCUUUGCAAGACCUUGAGGAUGAAGGUGAUAUGUUGCAGGAUCUUCAGACUAGGAGGCAACAGAGAAAACAGGAGCUUUCCAACACUUUUGGAGGAUCAGGUGGAGCAUGGGGUGAAGAGAGAAGCAAUGUAGAGACACCAUCACCUGCAGGCCCAUCACAAUUGGGUGUACCAGGUCCCAGACUUCAGCAAAUGAUGAAUUCUGAGAAGUUAAAUGCGUCAUCGGCAGGAGAAAGUGCGGGACUGAAUGCUUCUAUCAGGGAAAGGCUCAGAAGUAAAGUGCGAGGUCGUCAGGCAGUUUCCAGAACUGGAGAAGGAGAGGGCACACCUGAAAGAAGACUGCGUGGUCUAAGAGACCGACCAUUACCAACCAGAUUCGACGAUGCUGGGUUGCUGGGUGAUGUACCAGAAGAGGAAGAUGCAGAAGAUGCAGAACUUCAAGCCAGCAUUGCAAGUGCAAACAAAUGGAGGAAGAUAGCUGCACUAACAAGACAGAGAGCUGCAGAGGGUAUUCCCACAGAAGAAGAAGCCUAUAAUUUCUUUGUUGGAAAAGAAACAAAGGAUAAGGAAGACAAAAAGGAGACAGAAGACACAGAACAAGAAACUGAGGAACCAGCAGAGCAACCACUGAGAGAAAAUGAACUCUUGACAUUCUGGGGCAAACCUCUUUAUAAACCAUUAGCAAAGCAACUAGAAGAUGAAGCCAAUCUUUACCAGAUUCCAAGUAUGAGGCCUGUUCCAUUAGAUGAAAAAGUCCCAGAGGGUGCAGAACCUCGUUUUUGGGAAGAAGAAGGUUUCUAUGUUGGAAAACCACCACAAGUUUCACCAGCUAAUUUGAACAUCAUGGAAAACAGAAUUAAGGAUGGAAAUCAGGGAACUCAGUGGUUUGGGGAAGACGGCCAACUGAAGAGACUAUCAUCUCCACUAAAAGAAAAACCAACCCGUCCCCCUGUGGUAAACUUAGAAGAACUUGAUCCUUUGUUGCAAACAGAAUGGGUUAAGUCUCAUAUGGAACCAUUUGAUGGCAAAUUUAUUAAUGCAACUGAUGAGGAGGCAGCUCAAUAUCAGCUAGAUGUUGACUUAUCCACGCUUACCUUCACCCACCAUCCACUGUUCAGCAAAGAACACGUGUUGGCCUCAAGGUUACACCAACACUACAAGCAGUACACAGAGAAGAGAAGGAAGGCAAUGUCUUUUCAUUACUCAGACAAGCUGGUAGCAUUAAAGAUUGCCCUUCAGCAGCUUCAAGAAAAUGCUGUAAAAGUGGUAAGAAUACCUUGUGUUACUUUUAUGUUAAUUGAACUACUAGAGAGAAGGGAGGAAUAUGAUGUAGAAUACCAAGACAAACUAGCUGAGUACGAAGAGGAAUUAAAAGAAUGGAAAAAGGAGGCCAAGAGAAGGCAGAAAAGAGCACGCCAAGAAGGACAAGAAUCAAGUCUCAUUUCUGGGGAAGAUGGGACAGAUGGACUUCCUCCUCGGCCCACACGUCCACCAAAGUUUGAUGAAGUAGCAGAGUAUGAGAAAUUGAAGGAAAAUGCUGCACUGAAGAGACGUGCUCCAGGAGAACCUAUUCUUGUUCCAGAACUUCAGAUGAAUGCCAAUAUUACCCCUAUAGAUCAGGUCACGAGGCCCGAAAAACUGAGGCGCACAGAGAUGCAGAAUUGGUCAGCAUUCAUUAAAGUUAUGUUUAAUGGCAAAGAAGUAUCCAGAACAGUCGUCAAGAGACUAGCCGCUGACUUUACGAUUCACUUUGGUGAGAUACACAACAUUCAGAUUGUCCAGUGGCCAGAGAACAUCAAACUCCAGCUGAUGGAAUCCGGCAUGCAAAACAGACUUGUUGCAGAGUUGUUUCUUCCCAUUCCUGAGCCAAGUCACAUGUCAGGGAGGGUGGAGCUUGAGUGCUUUGAGUUCAGCAGUGAUCAGCAGGUGUUCUAUAAACACGAAGGUGUAGGCAGUGGCCAGCCACUGGACUUUGCUUCGAACAAUGCAGCUGAGCCCCAGCCCCCCAUCUAUCUUCUGACUUCUGGCACUAUCCUGGCCAGUGUCAGCUGGGCAGUAGGUAAUGAUGGUAAGGCUAUGGCACCGCCAUUACUGACUGGCAACCCAGCUUCAAACAUCAGUGCGGUGAAGCGUUACGAUGCUCUGGCAGCUCUCGGGGCAGCAGGAAUGGUGGACAUACAAAAUCUAGUAAAAUGGAUAGAUCAAUCUCACCUGGAUCCCAAUGACCCUGCUAAUGCUGACAUCAUGAACAUCAUCAAGCUGAGUCACAGUAUACAAGAUGGACCAAACGCACCACAGUACUUUCGUCUAAAUCAGCUGGAGGAAGAAUGUGAAUUUGUCAGUCAGAAGGAAUUCGCAAAAUCAAAGAGAUUCAAGCUUAUACAACUCAGAGACAAAGGGGUGCCCGAGUUCAAGAAUUUUAAAAUGAUCCCUUCAAGAGACAGGGAUAUACCAGAUAACAUAUUUGACGCCUACGAGAAAAGACAGCGUGGGGAACAAGAGGAAGAAGAAGCGGAGGACGAAAUAUUCUCUCACAAGGCAGUUGUAACGAAGUUUUUGAACAAGGUAUGUUUGUGUCCUUUUUGGUAUUUUAGAAGGUUUUUCUUUAGUUCACACUUGAAAGCGCCUAAUAAUGACUACUCUCCUGAAACUCUGCAAACCGUUAAUGAUGUGGUGUAUCUAAAUCUGUUUGAUGAAGUUGUAUUUAACAUUUUACAACCGCAAGUACGUCCGUUCGUAGAGGCAGUUUUCCAGGGACAAUUUGCCAGUACCACAGUGGCGGACGGUCCUAAUCCGAGCUGGAAUGAAGAGCUUAUAAUACCCUUUAGAGCCCCUAAUAAUGACUACUCCCCUGAAACUCUGCAAACCGUUAAUGAUGUGGUGUAUCUAAAUCUGUUUGAUGAAGUUGUAUUUAACAUUUUACAAGAUGAUCGCCAACAGUCCACGAAUAUUCAUCAGCGUCUUGAGCGACACUGGUUAGGCGGUAUCGAGAUUCCUUUUUCAACAAUUUACUUCAAUAAUAAGGUGGAAGGAACAUUUCGAGUAAAUACGCCACCAGUCCUCCUCGGUUAUCACAAACGGGGACGCCAUUCUGGAGCACCAAGUGACCUGGGAAUUAUAUCCAGAAAUGACACUCUCCUGACACUGUUUGUCACUAUCGAGCCACCACUACAACCCUCACAGCCCAUGGCGGAAAGGUUUGAAAGCAACGAGGAUGAUAAGCUUUUGCACAACGCUCAGUUGUGGCUAGCGGGACUGAGAAAGAAGUAUCCAAAAAGAGAAUACAAGGAUCUGAGUUCUGCGUAUCAACACCUUUUGUCCUUCCAGGAGCGAAUUGCCCGUUAUGUGUCGAUGAUUCCUUUUAUAUCUGACUCCGCUGCGUUUCCUGACCUCUGCGAUAUCUGGGCCACAUCCGAGGAAUUCCUUCGCAUGUUGGCGGGGGAUGAAGAGGAACAUGCUGUCUUGCUCUGUAACUACUUCCUGCAUAUCGGUAAAAGAGCUUAUGUCGUCCUCGGAAGGGGAAUACCUGAAGGUUCCACGGCAUAUGUACUGACUUUGGAUGGAUCUCCAACACUAUGGAACGCUCACUCGGGUCAAAAAUACGAUGUACAGGACGCUAACUGUCCUUUGAAGAGCAUUGGGUGUAUCAUCAACCACGAAAAUAUCUGGGGUAACGUUCAGCCGUCAGAGGAACCUUAUAGACUCUUAUUUGACUUGACCAAAACCAACUCGUGGCAGCCUUUCUUUACAAAGUCAUAUCCAAGACCAGCUUUGCUCAGUAACCAGAGAGAAACUCUUGAAUACAAGCGCGUGGAUCAGGAAUACGUGAAAGGGUUGCAAGAGAAGGUUGAAAAGAUGUUGCGCGACAAAAUAAUGACAUGGAGACCUCGCUUUGUCACAAGAUGGAACAGGUAUUGCACUCAAGCCUUCAGGAGUCUGUUAGCCAACAUGGAACAAAGUGUUGGCCAGGCUGUUAGUAUGAAUCACGCAGCUGAGUUGGAUCAAAUUCUUGCUUCUUACAAGCUGUCCGGAUUUCCAAUCAACAUGUCCUUUACUGAAAUGCCUCCUGUAUCGGAAGCGGUAUUCAGCACUGGGGUACACACAAUAGAGGACCCGGAUGUAGAAUUCGCUUUAGCUGUUCACAUACACCCGUACCCUCAGGGGGUGUUUUCUCUUUGGAUAUAUGUGGGCACGCUGCGGAGAAAAGCUGGCUAUUGAGCGUGACUAUCGUCAUAUCGUUCUGAGGGCGGAUGAUUGGACAGUCGACAGGACAACUGAUCUCCCUAAGAUACUAGUCCAUUUAAGGAGCCAUCACAUUUGUUGUUCAUGCGAAAGGCGGUCCUUUGAAUAUCUUCCAGUCACCUGCCAUAGUAACUGAAUGAACAGGAACUCUGGUUUUUGCCAAGGUCCAGGGCAUUUGUGACGUUUUUUGUUUUUUUCCAACCAGUUAUUGUGAAGUCUCGUUGAAUACGUUACACAAAAAAUGCGAAGAGUUUUUCCUUUAUUUAUGUUGAGUACCUAACAAUAUUUCACUUAUAAUUAUGGCUUAUGUUUGCUGUCGAUAUAACGCGCGCUUUGACUGGCUAAUGUUAUGGCGCAAUUAUCCUUUAAUGCCCACGGGCCUAUUGCGGGCUUGCAAAAAAACAAAACAAAACAAAUCAAAAAGCCAUAUAAUAAGCAACUUAUUAACCUCGAAAGUUCGGUGCGGCUUGGUCUCUGUUGGAAAUUUUCCCGUAAAGACCUCACUCUCGGUUAAUAAGUAGUAAGUAACAACCUGUAGGUAUGUACAACAGAGGAUGAAGGGUAAGACAGUUAAUCUCCCAUAUAGGCCUUACUCUUAAGGUUAUCUAUCUCGAGUUAUUUUUAGAUAAGACAAGACGACUAGUUCUCCAGCAGAUAACGUUAUCACGCGCAGUGAAAUAGGAAAACUCCUAAUAGUUUCUAACAGUUAGAAGAUUGCACAAGUACAUUCUAAUUGAUUAUUCAAGCUGCAAGUGUUGAGCCGUGUGUAUAUGUUAUUGAUUGUAAAUAACACUUUUCUAAACGUUUAUGGUUUGUUCACCGUGUUUAUCGUUCGUACAUGUUUGUAUAUAGGACGUUAAUUAAGAUCAAUAUACAGUGGUCUCCAGCGGGCCACAAAAAUCCGGCCGUGUUAACGGGGUGGCCGUAGUAAAUGGUUUUUUUUUAAACAAAAUCCCCGAGGAGACAAAGUUCGAUGCAAAUAUUCAGAGUCCUGGCUGCAGUUAACUAGCGCUAAUGAACUCUCACUGAAUUUCCUUCACAAAAAAAGCUCCCUUAACUACUUCCCUCAAAAUCUUGGUAGAAACCUCUACAUAAAAUCACCUAUGAGCUGAAAUAAUAUAAACAAUAUGGUGUCCACAUGGAUAUGAAAUAAUUUUGUUUCAAUCGUCAUUCUGUAGAUAUUGUAUAAAGAUCUCUCUGAAAAUUGUAGCAUUGCUAACAACUAGAUUUAUUAUGUCUGGUGCUUAUACUGACAAGUGCAGUGCAAUUUUUAUGUAAUUGUGCGGACUAAGCAUUAAAGUCUGUGCCUUAUAAAUUAUUAUUAUUAAGUUAUUAAUAAUUAUUUAGUGUAGCUUAAUUUAUUCGGCCUUUUGCUUUUACAAAACUAUGAUAUUUGUAUUAAAAAUAACUUCAACGCAGUUUGAAUUAUUUGUAUUGCUACUCGCAAGACGUUGAUAUAUAAUUAACUAAAAAUAGAAAAGCGAAGAUCAUGAUGAGUUGACAUUUUUUGAAAGUGUUAGCUGUUUGUUACUUAGUAAGUGCGCUAACGGAACAAACACAGUAAGUCGUAUCAGAGUCGCUAUGUUUUACUCCAGGGCCAGGUUAUUCAAAACCAAGGAUUAGCGAGAAUUUUGAUUUCAGUGUCAUAACUUUUCGGUGAGCUUGUAUUUUUAUAACCCGGUCCAGGAGAUUGCUAUAGAGGCUUAGGCUGGACUUCACCUGUGAAACAGAAUGUGCGUAACAGACUCUAAUCUCAUCCUAAGUAUCGGUGCGUAGUAUUCAAAACCACGAGGAGAUAAGUUUGGCUAGAUUUCCAGCCGUUCUGGGAAGCCCAUUUGUUAUACUCGCAACACCAAGGAUGCAAAAUCACUGUAAAAUUUAGGCAGUCCAAUAUUUAUCCGUUUAGUGCGGCACUACCUAAUUAUAUUGCACAGUCAGAUCUGUGAUUUACAUAAUAAUAUUAAGCGGAAAACUGCUGCUUUAAAUCUGAUAGUAGAUGUGCCACGCUUUAGGAUUUUUAAGGGAGCCAUCGUUUGUUCACAGCUCCGGGUAAACACGCUUUCCUCCAGAAAACAAGCAAGCAAAUUUAAAAACUGUGAGUGGAGACAACUGAUCUAGUUAGUGAGAGGAGCCAUUACUCGCUCUACACCUGGUUGUGGUAAUUGGUCAAAAGGCGCCGACAAUAUCGGUGAUAUGCGAAUGAAGAAAAGUAAGACGGCAAAAUCAUGAUAUCUCCAUAAACUUAGUCUUUUGAAAAGUAAAACUCCGUUAAAAGUGUUCCAGUUAGCCAAUUACGGAAAUAAACGUAACU
This is a messenger RNA of Orbicella faveolata, 7249 nucleotides long. Its product is annotated as coiled-coil and C2 domain-containing protein 2A-like. The record is from RefSeq and is a predicted model, not a curated record. Gene Ontology annotation, biological process: protein localization to ciliary transition zone; non-motile cilium assembly. Gene Ontology annotation, cellular component: ciliary transition zone. Lineage: Eukaryota; Metazoa; Cnidaria; Anthozoa; Scleractinia; Merulinidae.